AUGAGUCUGCUGAGGCCCAGCGGGCUGAAGGCCCCCACCAAGAUCCUCAAGCAUGGGAGCUGGGCCCUGAAGGCGCCCUCGGCCGCGGCUGCUCCCGUUGAGAAGUCCGUGCCUGGGGAGAAAACCCCCAGCGCCCCCUCCUCGGAGACGCAGGAGGAGUUUGUGGACGACUUCCAGGUCGGGGAACGAGUCUGGGUGAAGGGGAACAAGCCUGGAUUCAUCCAGUUCCUCGGGGAGACCCAGUUUGCCCCUGGUCAGUGGGCCGGGAUCGUCUUGGACGAGCCCAUCGGCAAGAACGACGGCUCGGUGGCGGGUGUGCGCUACUUCCAGUGCGAGCCGCUGAAGGGCAUCUUCAUCCGGCCGUCCAAGCUGAGCAGGAGCUGGCAGGCCGACGAUGAGACCAACGGCCUGCAGCCAGCGCCUGCUGCCCAGGCCACACCGCCCCUGUCGGCCGCCCCGGCCCCUGCGGCCGCCCCGAAGGCACCCCAGCCCUCCGCGAAGGAGGCACCGGCCACCCCUCACAUCAGCAACCUGACCAGGACGGCCAGCGAGUCCAUCUCCAACCUCUCGGAGGCUGGCUCCCUCAAGAACGGGGAGCAGGAGCUGAAGCUCGGGGACCGGGUGCUGGUGGGAGGCGUGGAGGCCGGUGUGGUGCGCUUCCUCGGGGAGACGUACUUCGCCAAGGGGGAUUGGUGCGGCGUGGAGCUGGACAAGCCGCUGGGCAAGAACGAUGGCGCCGUGGCCGGAACGAGGUACUUCCAGUGUCAGCCCAAGUACGGUUUGUUUGCUCCCAUUCACAAAGUCACCAAGAUUGGCUUCCCCUCCACGACGCCGGCCAAGGCCAAGGCGGCCCCCGCGAGGCGUGUGAUGGCCACCACCCCCGCCAGCCUGAAGCGCCGCCCGUCGGCCUCCUCGCUCAGCUCCGUGAGCUCCGUGGCCUCAUCCGUGAGCAGCAGGCCCAGCCACACGGAACUAUUGCCAGAAACCUCCUCUCGCUAUGCCUGCAAGAUCUCCAGCACAACCGCCCUCCAGGAGGCGCUGAAGGAGAAGCAGCAGCACAUUGAGCAGCUGCUGGCCGAGCGAGACCUGGAGCGGGUGGAGGUGGCCAAGGCCACGAGCCAUGUGGGGGAGAUAGAGCAGGAGCUGGCCCUGGGGGACGGGCACGACCAGCACGUCCUGGAGCUGGAGGCCAAGAUGGACGAGCUGCGGGCCAUGCUGGAAGCGACCGACUGGGAGAAGGUGGAGCUGCUGAACCAGCUGGAGGAGGAGAAGAGGAAAGUGGAGGACCUCCAGUUCCGAGUCGAAGAGGAGUCCAUCACCAAGGGCGACCUGCAGAAGGAGGUGAAGGCCCUGCAGGCGGCCUCCGAGAAGCUCGCCAAGGAGAACGAGGGGCUGAGAACUAAGCUGGACCAUGCCAACGAGGAGAACACAGACGUGAUCGCCCCGUGGAAGUCCAAGCUGGAGACGGCCAUCGCCCCGCACCAACAGGCCAUGGGCGAGCCGAAGGCGUCCGUGAGCCGGGGCGUGGGCGCCGAGGCGGCCGAGCUGGCCGAGCUCAAGAUGCAGAUGGAGAGGCUGCAGUUCGAGUACCAGCAGGAGGUAGAGAACUCGAAGGCCCAGCAGGUGGCUGAGCGUGCAGCGCACGCCUUUGAGCUGCAGACGCUCAGGUCGCGGCUGGUCAGGACAGCCCAGGAGCAGAAGAACAGCCUGGAGGCCGCGCGGGCCAAGCUCGACCAGACCGAGGACCAGCACCUGGUGGAGAUGGAGGACGCCCUGAACAAGCUGCAGGAGGCGGAGACGAAGGUAACGCACCUGGAGGGGUUGCGGGCCAUGUGUAGGCAGCAAGCCCAGGCCCUGGCCGACGCCACGGCGCAGCUGGAGGCCACCCAGCAGAAGCUCUUGCAGCUCGAUGGGCUCCGAAAGGCCAGUUGAGGUCAAUUGGGAAUGGAGAAGCUCAGGCAGCAGCUCCAGGUGGCUGAGCAGCAGAUUCAGGAGUUAGAGAAUGCAAAGCGGGCCGAGAGUGGCAGGUUGGCCGAGAGCCUGGCCGAGGAGCUGCAGGGGAAGGAGCUAGCGCUUCGUAGUCUUCAGGAGAACUUGAACGAAGUCAGUCGAGUGAAGGAGGCUUUGGAGAAAGAGCUUCGGGACGUGAGCCGCAGCCAGUCCCAGGCUCUGCAGGCCGAGCACGCCAAGUCCACCACGGAGAGCCAGGCGCAGCACGAGGAGGCGCUGCAGGCCCUGCAGAAGCUGCGGCUGCAGGCGGAGGAGAAGCUGCAGGCGGUGCAGGCGGAGAACGGGAGCCUGCUGCGGGAGGUGGCCGAGCUGAAGACGCAAGCCGACAAGGCCAAGUCAUUAACUUCCCUAAUAACAUCAGAGGAAAUUGAGCUGAUGUCGGAGGAUCUCAGGGCCCUGAGGUCAGAGAAUCAAUUGCUGGCGAAGGAGAAGCUCUCUCUGAAGUCAGAGAGAGAGUCAUUGCUAUUGAAGUUGAAGGAAGCGGAGGCCAAAAACUCUUCGCUGCGGGAAGAGCAGAGGAAACUCUGGCUGUUGAACCAAGCCAUACGCUGCGACAAGGAGAAGGUCAUCGAGGCCAGGCGGGCCGCAGAGAAGCUCUGGCAGGAGGAGCAGCUCGGCCGAGAAGCCCUCGAGGCGGAGAAAGAGAAAGUGCUGGAAGAAGCCAGGGCGGUGCAGGAGGAGCUCCAGAGGGUGGGCGCGGAGAACGACGCCCUGCAGGUCGCCAAGGUGGGGCUGCAGGCCCUGGUGGAGGAGCUGCAGAUGAGCAAGAGCAGCCUGGUGGCUGAGUGUAAGAAGGGCCUGGAGGAGAGGGGCCAGCUGGAGGAGCAUGUCAAGAAGCUGGUUCUGGAGAACCUAUCCCUGGCCAAGGACAAGGACAACAUCAUCCAGAAGCUGCAGUGCUCCUAUCAUGAGCUGGCUUGGGAUCAGAAGUCGCUGGUGCAAGAGAUCGAGGAGCUCACGGCCGAGAAAGAGUCGGCCCUCGAGAAGCAGUUGGAGCUCGACAGCCUGUGCGUGGCCCUGAAGCUGGAGCGUGACGGCCUGGCUCAGAGGAACAAGGAGCUGCAGCUCGAGAAGGACCUGCUGCGCCAGGAGCAGGAGAAGCUGGGCGCCAGCCUGGAGGCGGCGCUACAGGCCAAGGAGCUGCUGGGCACCGAGGCCAGCUGCCUGCGCACGCAGCUGGACGAGGCCACCAAGACCGUGCACAAGGCCGAGCUGGAGGUGCUGCAGCAGGAGCUCCAGGGGCUGGCGGAGAAGGAGCAGCUGGCCGGCAGUUACUUCCUCCUCCAGAAGGAGGUCAGUCGGCUGGCCCAGACCAGCAGCCACGUCUCGGCCAACCUCCUGGAGGCCCAGAAGGAGAACCGCAUGCUGAAGAAGGACAAGAUCAGGCUCACCUUCAAGAUCAGAGAGCUCAAGACGCUGCAGUCUUUUACGGCUGUGCAGACAGCGGAAGAUGCCAGGCAUUUUAUGCAGCAACUGUCCCAGGAGAAGACAGAGACCCUGGCCUCCCUGGAGGACACCAGGAACACCAAUGCAAACUUGCAGAAUGAGAUCGAUUUCCUGAAUUCCGUGAUCGUGGACCUCCAAAGAAAGAAUCAGGACCUCAAGAUGAAAGUGGAGAUGAUAUCCGAGGUGGCUCUCGACGGGAACGGGGACGACUCAACAAUUACGACGACAACUUCGGCCCGGCCACCCCAUUCUCUGCACUGUGCAGCAAUCACCAGCACUUGA
Molecule: messenger RNA, 3738 nt
Organism: Sorex fumeus (smoky shrew)
Lineage: Eukaryota; Metazoa; Chordata; Mammalia; Eulipotyphla; Soricidae
Product: CAP-Gly domain-containing linker protein 1-like
Biological process (GO): cytoplasmic microtubule organization; positive regulation of microtubule polymerization
Cellular component (GO): cytoplasm; nucleus; microtubule plus-end
Molecular function (GO): microtubule plus-end binding
Source: RefSeq, a predicted model, not a curated record